AUAACAAGGAAGUGCGUCACACAAACAGGAAGUGUAGUGAUAAUAUCCAUCAGCAAAAAUGAAGAUGACAGAAGAAAACUCUCCUGAAAUGUCAAAUAUAACGAUUGAUGAUGUGAAUGCUUUGAUAAAAAAGAAAGACGAAAUUGAAGAGCAGAUAAAAGCAUACUUUGAUGUCCUAGAGGACCAGGGCGUUGGAAUCGAGGGUCCACUGGUUGACGCCGAGGGUUACCCUCGAGCUGAUGUGAAUUUAUACCAAAUCAGGACAGCGAGACACAACAUAUCAUGUCUCCAGAACGAUCACAAGGCCAUCAUGGCAGAGAUAGAGGAAGCCCUGCAUAAGCUCCACGCUUGUGAGAAAGCCAAGCGAGACCAAAACCAAGCAGAGACCUCAGAAGAGCCCAUGGAGCAGGAGGUCACCCUGCCGCCUCCUUUUGCACGAGUUGACACUGUGACUGAAGGCUCACCUGCCUCUGCAGCUGGCCUCAGAGUUGGAGAUGAAGUCAUCGAGUUUGGCUCUGUAAAUACCAAAAACUUUCAAAACCUCCAGAAUAUUGCAUCUGUGGUGCAACACAGUGAAGGGAAAGCUCUGCGUGUUGGAGUUAUAAGGUCUGGCCAAAAAGUUCAGAUGACCCUCACUCCACAAAGAUGGUCUGGCAGAGGUCUGCUGGGGUGCAACAUCCUUCCUGUCCAGAGAUAAACUGCAGGAUUACAUUCUGGUGCUUUUUCCUUCCUUUUUUGAGUGAUUUCACAAUGACUUUGUAUACAUGAAGCAGUCCUACAGCUGAGAUAUGGGACAAUAAAGAACACUUGAUCAAGAGAUUUCAAUGAA
Messenger RNA from Oryzias melastigma (Indian medaka), 829 nucleotides. RefSeq names its product proteasome 26S subunit, non-ATPase 9 (gene psmd9). The transcript has 6 exons. Gene Ontology annotation, molecular function: protein binding. The record is from RefSeq and is a predicted model, not a curated record. Gene Ontology annotation, cellular component: nucleus; cytoplasm. Bases 59 to 697 code for a protein of 212 amino acids. Gene Ontology annotation, biological process: proteasome regulatory particle assembly. NCBI's taxonomy places the organism in Eukaryota, Metazoa, Chordata, Actinopteri, Beloniformes, Adrianichthyidae.